AUGGCUCGAAGGACGCAAAGGACCAACCCACCUGAGGAUGUGACUGACCAUCGCUUUUUACAAUUUCCGCAAACGUUGAACGAUGCUACCCGGCCGCGUUAUGUCACCAACUUGAGCUUGAUUCUCACCAAGGAAAUCGAUAUAGCACCAUCAUUCGAUUGGGAAUUGGCUACUCGGACUGGACUAGCUGCAUUGAUCCAUGGAUUUUUGCAAUACACGCACUCGGACGCGAGUGGUGUGGACUUGUUUGUGUGUCACGGAUGGGCACGUUUGUUCCGGAUCCAGGAGCCUGUUUAUCGGGAGUUUUUGCUGGAGUUCUACGCUACAGUUUCCUAUGAUCCUAGGAAGGCACCCGAUGACAGGACAGCUUUUGCCUUCAGACUAGGGGGAGUGAGUCGGGAAUGCAGCAUGAUAGAGCUUGCGACUCGAGUGGGUAUUUACACAGCCGAUGAGACGAGGAGUGUCCACUUCCCGGCAUUCCUUGCUGAUUGUCUUACGGAGCGGCUAGAUGACUAUAACGAGAACACUUUUUAG
Lactuca saligna is the source of this 534-nucleotide messenger RNA. NCBI's taxonomy places the organism in Eukaryota, Viridiplantae, Streptophyta, Magnoliopsida, Asterales, Asteraceae. The record is from the annotation of a GenBank genome assembly.